AUGUACACUGCGCUCUUUUAUGCCACGUACUUUACAUUCUUCGAGGUCUUCCCCUUGGUCUUCCCGGUGAUGUACGAGUUCAACCUUGGAGAAACGGGAUUGGCGUUUGUACCCUGUCAGAUUGGCGCAACGUUGGGCCUCCUCGCGUACUUCGCCUACCUACGGUGGUAUAUGAUCCCCGACAACAAGAAAAACGGUCUACGCGAACAAGAACACCGACUCGUCCCCGGCAUUUUCGGCUCAUUUUCCUUCCCAAUCGGGCUCUUCAUCUUCGCUUGGACCGCCCGCCCAGACGUCCACUGGACGGUGCCCAUCCUUGGAAUCGUCCUCUUCGUCUUCGGCACCUUCUUCAUCUUGCAGAGCAUCUUUGUCUAUGUUCCCCUCUCAUAUCUUCGAUAUGCCGCGUCCCUGUUCGCUGCCAACGACCUGUCGCGAUCCUCCUUCGCGGCCGGGAGCAUCCUCUUCGCCCGGCCGCUGUUUGUCAACCUAGGCGUUGACAAUGGCGUCACGGUCUUGGCCUCCAUCAGCGUCCUGGGCAUUUUCGGCAUGUUUGCCUUUAUUACUACGGCGCCAGAUUGCGUGCUCGGUCAAGCUUUGCACAACCCUGAGUCAGGAAACUACACAGUCACCUCGUCAGUCACAAUUGCAUAUAUCGGGGAGAAAGGGGGAAAUCCGAAAACCCUGGAGCAACAGAUAUAG
Messenger RNA from Cladophialophora bantiana CBS 173.52, 699 nucleotides. RefSeq lists its product as uncharacterized. The coding region runs from base 1 to 699 and encodes 232 amino acids. Lineage: Eukaryota; Fungi; Ascomycota; Eurotiomycetes; Chaetothyriales; Herpotrichiellaceae. Gene Ontology annotation, molecular function: fluconazole transmembrane transporter activity. The transcript has a single exon. Gene Ontology annotation, biological process: xenobiotic detoxification by transmembrane export across the plasma membrane. The record is from RefSeq and is a predicted model, not a curated record.